AUGAGCAAUCUCAGUCGGAAAAGUUCCCAUUCAGAUGACGAGGAUCUAAAGAAUUUGGCUGAGCAUGUCGAAGGGUCCCCCAUUGUUGAGUUGGAUACCAUUGAGAAUACCAGGUGCAGCAAAUAUGCCUGGCUUGUGUCACUGACAGCGGCCGUUGGAGGAUUCUUGUUUGGAUACGACACCGGAAUCAUAUCAGGUAUUCUAGUAUAUCUUGGAGAUGGUCUAGGUAAGACCCUCAAUGGCAGUGAGAAGGAAUUGGUCACAUCGAUCACAUCUGGUGGUGCAUUCAUCGGUGCCAUCGUGGCCGGCCUGUGUGCCGACCGUUAUGGGAGAAAGAUGGGCAUAUAUACUGGUUGCGUAUUGUUCGUCCUCGGCGCCGUCAUUCAAGCGUCUUCCUUCUCUAUCGCCCAAAUGACAGUCGGCCGGGCGGUUGUGGGACUAGGAGUCGGUUCUGCAGCUAUGAUUGUCCCACUUUAUAUAGCGGAAGUGGCACCAGCAAAAUAUCGCGGACGUAUGAUAAGUCUCGACAACCUGUCUAUCACAACCGGACAACUCGUCAGCUAUGGCAUCGGAGCUGCAUUUGCGAAUGUAAACGAAGGAUGGCGAUAUAUGGCUGCAAUCGGAGCAGUUCCUGCGAUAAUUCUUUGCUUCCUACUUCCAUUCUGUCCAGAAUCACCCCGGCAGCUGAUUUAUCACAACAAACGAGAGGAAGCCGCAAAGGUUAUUUCAAGGAUCUUCCCCGAUGGCACCGAGCUCCAGGUCCAGCAAAAGGUCCAGCACAUUUCACUUCACGUGGAGACAAAUCAGAAUACGGACAGGGCAUUGUGGUGGCAGAUCAAGCAGUUAUACGUCGUUGGGUCAAAUUUCCGUGCAAUGUUUGCAGCUUGUGGACUCAUGGCAAUUUCUCAACUAGGUGGAUUCAACUCAAUCCUCUACUAUUCAGGCACAAUAUUUGCUGCUGUUGGAUUUGACAAGCCAAUUGCAGUGGGUACUAUUAUCGCUUCCACAAAUUGGAUCUUUACUUGGAUCAAUCUGUUCCUGGUUGAUCGUGUUGGUCGUCGACAGAUACUCAUGAACACUUUAUGGGUAAUGGCUGCAGCGAUGGCAUGUGCAGCAAUAUGCUUUCAUUGGGUACCGCUCAGUCCGAGUCUUGAAAUUACUUCCCAAAAGACCGGGUGGGCUGCAGACUUAGUCUUGAUUUCCAUGGUGGUAUUCGUCGCAUUCUACUCUGCUGGAGCUGGCAACAUCGCCUGGAUGUCUUCCGAAUUCUACCCCAUCGAGGUUCGUGCCGUUGGCACAAUGUUUUUAACAAUGAGCUGCUGGGGUUCUAAUGUCAUCGUAUCCUCUACUUUUCUUACCCAGAUGGAAAACAUUACACCGUCGGGCGCUUUUGGUUUCUAUGCCGCGGUAUCGUUCUUCGGUUGGAUUGGAGUCUACUUUUUCUACCCCGAAGUCAAAGGAAUGACUCUUGAAGAUAUUCGUGAGGUAUUUGAGCAUGGAUUUGGUGUUGACUUUGCCCGUCAGAAGCAAAAGGAUCUCAAGUUGAAUUCGCAAAGCCAGAACGUGGAGGUCGUGGACCAAGUGUAG
Messenger RNA from Penicillium waksmanii, 1587 nucleotides. RefSeq lists its product as uncharacterized. The record is from RefSeq and is a predicted model, not a curated record. Bases 1 to 1587 code for a protein of 528 amino acids. Gene Ontology annotation, cellular component: membrane. The transcript is spliced from 2 exons. Lineage: Eukaryota; Fungi; Ascomycota; Eurotiomycetes; Eurotiales; Aspergillaceae. Gene Ontology annotation, biological process: transmembrane transport. Gene Ontology annotation, molecular function: myo-inositol:proton symporter activity.